AACAUUUUAUUUGAUUAAAAAAAAAAACUCAAAAACAAAAAUUUUCUGCUCUUACUCUCUUUCUUUCUCUCAGUCUAAAAAAAUGGAAGGAAGACAGUAUUACCCUCCGAGAGAAAACAUCGACGGAAAUAGAACCACCAUGGGAGGACCUCACUCGCCGUGGCAUUCACCGGUUCCGUAUCUCUUCGGUGGUUUAGCGGCGAUGCUUGGUCUCAUCGCUUUUGCUCUUCUGAUCCUCGCUUGCUCUUACUGGCGUCUCUCCGGUUAUCUCGACGGCGAGGAAAAUCAGAGCAGAGAGAGAGAUCUCGAGGCCGGAGAUGGGAAACCCGAAAAGGCGGUGAAGCCUGUAGCUUUGCCGGAGAAAUUCUUGGUGAUUAUGGCCGGAAAUGUAAAACCCACUUACUUGGCGACGCCGGCGGAAAAAAGCUGCACUUGUAACGAUGAUGACGGUGAUGAUGACGUGGAUCGUAGUGAUCAGAUGGUGAAACAGAGUAGCGAAAGUAACGGUGUGACACAUUGAAAAAACAGAGCACGUAAAGAGAAAAACAGAGGAUCGUCUUUUGUGAACAGUUCUUUUCAGAAAUUGUUUGCAUCUGACCCGGUUGCAUCGGGAAAUCGGGUCGGGUCAGAGCUCACUACAUGAUGAGAUAUAAUUAUCUGAAUCUUACGGUGGUGGAAAAUUUGGAAACAAAAAAAUGGAAUUGGGAUUGGAUUAUAAAGAGGUGUUGUAUUAACGAUGUUAUUUAAUGAUUUUUAAUCUCUCAGUUUUGCAAUGUUAGGUUUUUUAGUUGUCAGAGUUUGUAAUUUAUCAGUUUUGUUCCAUUUCUAGGUCAC
This is a messenger RNA of Eutrema salsugineum, 834 nucleotides long. RefSeq names its product protein GLUTAMINE DUMPER 3. Gene Ontology annotation, biological process: regulation of amino acid export. The record is from RefSeq and is a predicted model, not a curated record. The transcript has a single exon. NCBI's taxonomy places the organism in Eukaryota, Viridiplantae, Streptophyta, Magnoliopsida, Brassicales, Brassicaceae. The coding region runs from base 83 to 520 and encodes 145 amino acids.